AUGUCAUUGAGAUACUGUGCCAAAAGUUUGAGCAACAAGGGAUCUUUUGCGCUGGGAUCUGGCGCAACAAGACUACUAAGCUCUAGCUCAAAAGCUUGCAACAAAGCAGAAGGUGAAGCUGAAGUUGAAGUGGAAUCUAGUAAUAGUAGUAGUAGCAGUGUUCGUCAAAGUGAGUUCAAUGGGAGUAUAUCCAAGUUGUUAGAACAGGCUAUGAGAACUCCUGUAGAGGAUAUGAGUGUUUUGGAGUCGAAGUUUCGGAGUCCAUUGACAGAGAAAGAACAGCAAUUGGAUGAGAGAUUGACGGAGUUCUUGAGGAAAUACGCUAAGCAAAACAAGGUUUUGGAUUUGCCAGAGGAUAGCAACAAAUUUGACUUUAGUUCGAAGGUUGUUUCGCAGCCACUGCAUACGAGAGAGUUCCCAUAUUUGUCACAAUCGGGCAAAGACGAGCCAUAUUCCGAGCAAGAGCUGUAUGUGCGUCAAUUGAAGCAUGCAUCGCACACGGGGAAGUUGGGAGCCGAUAUCUCGAAUGUUUACUUCCCACAUAAGGAUAUUUUCAACCCGCCAUCUUUGCAACAGGUGUCGAUCGAGAAGCUCAUGGCUGCCGGUGUGCAUUUGGGACAGUCUACUGCUCUAUAUAGGGCAUCGACACAGCCUUACAUCUACGGUGAAUAUAAGGGCAUUCAUAUCAUCGAUCUGAAUCAGACACUUUCACAUUUGAAGAGAGCUGCCAAGGUGGUGGAAGGUGUGGCCGAAAACGGUGGUUUGAUCUUGUUUUUGGGUACUAGAGAGGGCCAAAAGAGAGCGCUUGUCAAGGCUGCAGAAAGAGUCAAGGGUUACUACGUUGCCUCCAAGUGGGUGCCAGGUACUUUGACCAACCCUACAGAAAUUUCGAGCAACUGGGAAAGACACGAGGUGGAUUACCUUGGAAACCCAACUGGUAGAGAGUUGACGCUCAAUGAGUCUACAAGCAUCAUAAAACCCGAUUUGAUGAUUGUAUUAAAUCCUACCGAGAACAGAAACGCCCUUAAGGAAGCCAUGAAGGCCAGAGUUCCAACCAUCGGUAUUAUAGACACAGAUUCAGAACCAUCGCUAGUGACGUACCCAAUUCCAGGUAACGACGAUUCGCUACGUUCCGUCAAUUUGUUGACAGGUAUUCUAGCCAAGGCUGGUGAAAGAGGUGUCCAAACGCGUUUGAACCUUGCAUCUGCUGCUUGA
Kluyveromyces marxianus DMKU3-1042 is the source of this 1215-nucleotide messenger RNA. It is a transcript of the gene MRP4, whose product is annotated as mitochondrial 37S ribosomal protein uS2m. Bases 1 to 1215 code for a protein of 404 amino acids. Gene Ontology annotation, biological process: translation. The record is from RefSeq and is a predicted model, not a curated record. Gene Ontology annotation, cellular component: mitochondrial small ribosomal subunit; ribosome. Gene Ontology annotation, molecular function: structural constituent of ribosome. The transcript has a single exon. NCBI's taxonomy places the organism in Eukaryota, Fungi, Ascomycota, Saccharomycetes, Saccharomycetales, Saccharomycetaceae.